This is a messenger RNA of Saprolegnia parasitica CBS 223.65, 954 nucleotides long. RefSeq lists its product as hypothetical. The transcript is spliced from 5 exons. Gene Ontology annotation, molecular function: catalytic activity; magnesium ion binding. Lineage: Eukaryota; Oomycota; Saprolegniomycetes; Saprolegniales; Saprolegniaceae. The record is from RefSeq and is a predicted model, not a curated record. Gene Ontology annotation, biological process: oxaloacetate metabolic process. The coding region runs from base 31 to 684 and encodes 217 amino acids.
GGUUGUUUGAUUUGUGGCACGCCGACGACAAUGCUUCAGCAGCGCGCCCGCCGCCUUGGGCGCAGCGUUCUCUUCCUGCCUGGUAUCAAUGCACGAGCGCUGGAAAAGCUGCGCGUCCUGCCCUGCGACGCAGCGAUCCUCGACCUCGAAGACGCCGUCGCGCCGCUUAAGAAGGCCGAAGCCCGAGCCCUCGUGUGCGCAGCGGCCAUGCGCGGGUACGGUCCGUACAAGGAGGUCGCAAUCCGCAUUAACCCGCUCGCGAGCGAGUGGGGCCACGCAGACCUCGAACAUGCCGUGCGCACGGGCGCCCACGCCGUCGUGGUGCCCAAGGUCGACUCGGCCGACGGCUUGCGCGAGGUGGCGAUGGCCAUGGACGCGCUGGACGCACCGUCCGACAUGGCUAUCUGGGCGAUGAUCGAGACACCGCUCGGUGUGCUCAACGUGCAGUCGAUCGCUGCGUCGCACCCGCGCUUGAGUACGCUCGUCGCCGGCACCUCCGACUUGAGCAAGGAGCUCCAGUGUACGACGACGCCGUGCCGGCACGCGCUCGUGCCAAGCUUGGCGAUGAUCCUCCUCGCUGCCCGCGCGCACCGCUUGCGCGCGCUCGAUGGCGUGCACUUGGACUUGGAGAACGCAGCGGACUUUUUUGGCGCAGCUACGGCAAGGCGUCGAGAUGGGCUUUGACGGCAAGACGCUCAUCCACCCCAAGACGAUUGCUGCGACCAACGACGCCUUCUCGCCGACGACCGACCAAGUCGACCACGCCGCCCAGGUGAUUGCAGCGUAUGACGAGGCGAUUGCUGCCGGCAGCGGCAUGGCGGUCCUCCACGGCAAGCUCAUCGAAAACUUGCACGUGGAGCUGGCGCGGGAUAUCCUCUCAAAACACGCGCUCAUUCAAGAGCAACUGGCCACCUCGAAGCUUUAAGACUGACACGUAACAGCUCUAAGUUCUGG